GUAGAUCUACUUUUAAGUCCUUGUUUGGUGCAGCAACGGCAGCAGACGGUGUGCUGCCAUACACCAGUGUCGUGUCGGCGAUACAAAGAUGAUGGAGAAGAUUCAAAAAUCUCUGUGAUUUGAACAGUUGCAAUCAAAAGGAUCUGUAGAGUCUACACCAGUAUUGUUCUCGGGCAGAAAUAAAAUAUCCGCUAAAAUAUUAGCUGGCAAGGAGGGCAAAAGUGAAACAGAGCCAAGACCAGAGUAAACAGGAGAGGAUAGUCGGGCAUAGCGAACAUUCUUCAGAAAGCUGAAAGACCCACCGGCAAAAUCUAGCAAUGGACGUGGAGGUGCAAGCCAAAGCGAGCGGGAAUUCUCCACCAGGGCACCUGCAAAACACAACGGGUGUUGACAGUGAAUAUGAGCCGAAGAGUGUCAAAUCAGCAGAGCCCAGGAAAAGCCUGGCGCUCACUACCCGAGGCGACUCGGACGAUUCCCUCAUUACCAAGAAGCAAAGACGUGAUGAAGAUGGCAAGUCAAAGGAGGAGCAGGUCUCCUUGCAGCGAUUGUUCAAGUACGCCACGCCACUGGAAGUUGUACUCAUGUGUGUCGGCACCAUCAUGGCCGCAGCACACGGCACAGCAGUGGCAGCCGUUAUGAUUGUCUUUGGCAAUUCUGUCCAGUCGCUUGUCGAUGCCACAACGCUGGGUCCCGGCGGUGGUGGCAACCUCACUAAUGUUACCAAUGGAACUGGAGACGCACUGUUUGAUAAGCUGCAAGAUGAGCUCAAAGAUCAGGCUAUCAUCUAUGCUGGUAUGGCUGGUGGUGUGUGGUUUGUGUCCUAUCUACAGGUGUUCUGCUGGUACUCGGUGGGAGAGAGCAUCAUCAGACGGAUCCGCCGCAAGUUCUUCACCGCCAUUCUGCACAAGGACAUUGCUUGGUUUGACACACACAAGACCGGGGAGUUAGCAUCCCGACUGUCCGAUGAUAUUCUGAAGGUCUAUGAUGGCAUGGGGGAUAAGAACAGUGUCUUCUGCCAGUGGAUAGCAUGCAGCAUAGCCGGCUUUGUCAUCGGCUUUGUCUACUCCUGGAGGCUGUCUCUAAUUGUCUUGGCAACCACACCGUUGAUCGCUGCAUCAUCGGCAUUUGUUUCCAAGCUUGUCAUCUCCUUUGGCACAAAGGAACAAGAAGCAUAUGCAAAAGCAGGCGGUGUGGCCGAAGAAGUACUGUCUUCCAUACGUACGGUCGUGGCCUUUGGAGGCGAGUCGAAGGAAACUGAAAGGUACGUCAAGGAGCUUGAGGGUGCACGCAAGGUUGGCGUGAGGAAAGGCUUCAUUUUCGGCGUGGGUUUUGGAAUGGCUUACUUUCUGAUGUUUGGAUCGUUUGGCCUUGCCUUUUGGUUUGGCUCUGUGUUUAUCUGGGAUGGUACAAUCACAGCCGGUGCAAUGCUAACGUCAUUCUUCUCCGUCAUCACGGCAAGCUUUGCAAUUGGAUCGGCUUCCCCAGGCAUACGUGCCUCUUCCAUUGCUCGUGGUGCUGCGGUAGCCAUUUACAACACCAUUGAUGAAGAGCCAAGCAUCAACUCGGCAUCUGAUGCAGGAGACAAGCUGGAGAAUGUGGAAGGAGACAUCUCAUUUGAUGAUGUGCAGUUUAGAUAUCCGUCUAGACGCGAUGUUACGAUUCUAACUGGAUUGUCGGUGAACAUCAAAAAGGGAACAACUGUGGCACUGGUUGGACCCAGCGGUUGUGGCAAGAGCACAUGUAUUCAACUGCUUCAGAGAUUUUAUGAUCCAGAGGCCGGAAGGGUAACUCUGGAUGGACGUGACAUUCGUAAGCUCAACAUCAAGUGGCUGCGCAGCCAAAUUGGCAUUGUCAGCCAAGAACCCAUCCUCUUCCAGGACACGAUUGCCAACAAUAUUGCGUUUGGAUCUCUGAAAGACGUCACUCGGGACGAUGUCAUUGCGGCAGCAAAGAUGGCCAAUGCCCAUGACUUCAUUCUCAACUUUCCUGAUGGUUAUGAAACACAAGUCGGUGAGCGUGGUGCUCAAAUGUCCGGUGGUCAGAAGCAGCGCAUUGCCAUCGCCCGCGCUCUGAUCCGCAAUCCUAAGAUUCUCUUACUGGACGAGGCCACCAGUGCACUGGACACGGAGAGUGAACGCACUGUGCAGGCCGCUCUUGAUGCAGCACGUGCUGGGAGAACAACUAUCGUCAUAGCUCACCGCUUAUCCACUAUUCAGAAUGCUGACUGCAUUGUAGCAGUGGAAGACGGAAAGGUGACGGAGAUGGGCACACAUCGUGAACUGAUGGAGAAAGAGGACGGCUUGUACCAUGCUCUUGUUACUAUGCAGGCUGCUGUUGCUGAUACUGAGAAGAGCACUGAAGAAGAUGCUGAUCUACUGCCUUGUGCUCUUACUAAGACAUCUGGUGAUGGUGUCAAUGGCGAUAUGGUCAGACAGAACUCCGGCAAGACCAAGGUGCACCGACAGCUUUCCAAGCCACUAUCUGAGCAGCAGAAGUCCAUGGCAGGAUCUGCUGGUAAAAGUGGUAAAGAAGAUGAUGAUAAUGAAGAUGACGACGAGGAGUACCCGGAGGUGUCAACGUUUCGACUGUUUAGCUACAACCGACCGGAGUUUCCCUGGAUGGCGCUCGGAUCUCUUUGUGCCAUGGCCAACGGUGUACUAUUCCCGCUGUUUGGUAUCGUGUUCUCUAAGAUCCUGAACAUAUUCCGCUUCGUCGGUAAUCCGAGCAUGGAAGACGCGUACAAGCGAGAGGCUGGCUUGUGGUCAGGCAUAUUUGCUGCGCUAGGUUUGGCCUCGCUAAUCGUCAUUGUCUUGCAGUACCUCACGUUUGCCAUAUCUGGUGAGGCGUUGACAAAGCGCAUGAGGAGCAUGGCAUUCACAGCAAUGCUUAGAAAGAAUAUUGGAUUCUUUGAUGAGAAGAAGCACAGCACCGGGGCAUUAGCUACUCAGCUGUCAGCUGAUGCAGCUCUAAUCCAGGGAGCUACUGGUGCCAAGCUGGCGUCCGGCAACCAGUUCGUUGCCACUCUGCUUGCCGCUCUCAUCAUCAGUUUUAUCGCUUCGUGGCAGUUGACACUGGUGCUGCUGGGUAUGCUGCCGUUCAUCAUUGCCGGCUCAGCAAUCCAAUACCAAGCCCUGGCUGGAUUCAGUGCUGCCAAUCGACCGGAACAGAUCACCUCUGGAAAGCUGGCUAUCGAGUAUGUGGAUAAUAUUCGCACGGUGGCGUCGCUUGGACUUGAAGACCGUGCCGUUGCUAGAUACAUGGAUGUCCUGGAGCCACUCCACAUUGCUGCAAAACGCAAUCGGCACAUUGUUGGCCUGGCGUUUGGCUUCGGUGAAGCUACAUUCUUCUUCCUGUACGCCGUCACGUUCAGCUUUGGCGGCUAUCUCAUCAAGAAUCACGGGGAAAGCUUUGAGGAUGUGUUUGAGGUGUUUGGUGCUAUGCUCUUUGCUUCGAUUUCCCUGGGCGAGGCUGCAGGACUAGCACCGGAUCUGCAAAAAGCGAAACGCGCCGCUUCCAGAAUACUGCACUUGAUUGAUUCAGUACCGGAGAUUGACUCCCUGUCCUCGGAGGGAUCAAUGCCAGACACAGUUGCUGGCAACAUUGAGCUGACAAACAUCCGAUUCCGCUAUCCGACACGUCCAGACAUUGAAGUCCUGCAGGACACGACCAUCACAGCCAACCACGGUCAGACCAUUGCACUUGUAGGGCAGUCUGGCUGCGGCAAGAGCACCAGUGUGUCACUGCUGGAGAGAUUCUAUGACCCGGAGGCUGGCAUUGUGACACUUGACGGGCAAGACAUUCGCACGCUGAACUUGAAAUGGCUCCGCCAGCAGAUGGGUCUUGUGCAGCAGGAGCCGAUAUUGUUUGAUGCCAGCAUUGCGGACAACAUUGCGUACGGCGCUCUUGGUGAUGGGCCAAUCAGCAUGGAGACCAUUCAGGAAAUGGCAAAGAAAGCCAACAUCCAUGACUUCAUUGCAACUUUACCCGACGGCUACGACACCAAUGUAGGUGCCAAAGGUACACAGCUGUCCGGUGGCCAGAAACAGCGCGUGGCCAUUGCCCGAGCACUGAUACGCAAUCCCAAGAUUCUCUUGCUGGAUGAAGCCACCAGUGCUCUGGACACGGAGAGUGAAAGAGUUGUCCAAGAAGCCCUGGAUGUGGCACGGCAAGGUCGUACCAGCAUAGUCAUUGCUCACCGCUUGUCCACCAUACAGAAUGCCAACAAGAUUAUUGUCCUCGGCGGUGGACAGGUUCUGGAGCAGGGUACACAUUCUGAACUGAUGGCAACGGAGGGAGCGUACUACAAACUGAACGCUGCACAAGAGGACAACGAGGGAGCUACGUUGGCUUGAUGCGCGUACACACGUUACCAAGCACGCCAUUGCUGUGACAGCACUGAUCACUGUGACACACUUCAGACUCGACGUUCGGUGCUUUGCCCCAGGUUUGCCAGACGAGCAUACGUUCUGUGAUGAGAAUGGCUGUUUCCCAACAGUGCAGGGCCUUUCUAAAUGGAUCUCAGUUAUCGUUGUGCAGUGAUCGAUCAGCGUGUAGGUACUGGUGAGCAAGCCGCAUUUUCUCAGUCCAUGUGGGCUGUACAAUGUUGAACUAGUCUUUUGUUGAGCUCAACGUCCUUCCUGGAUCGUUGGCGGUAACUAAUCAAACCGAAUGACAAAUAUAGUAUAUUAAGUAGGCACAAGUCAUAAUCGCUGCAUGCUUUGGACGAACUGGCAGGCGUGCUUUUCCGCGCUACAAUACUUGGAUUUUCUAUAACUAUUAUUAUGGCAACUCUUUUCUAAUUGGUUCCGGUCCCGCAUCAAUCUCCAUGCUGCAGCAUUGUGUUGUUCAUUACUGGUGCACUCAUCUUCAUCUGUCUUUUUACAUGUUAUGAUGCAGCUUUGUGAUGGUUUAGAACCAUUCAAGCAUGACCUGAUUAUUCCAGGCAUAUUCGACACACACACACACUCACACACACACACACACACACACACACACACACACACACACACACACACACACACACACACACACACACACACACACACACUUCAUUCGCUUCCUGAAUUCAUGCUCAUGGCUCCAACUUCGAGCCCAACAGCACUAGAUUCACAUGGACACUCUGUGUCAUACUGUACUUCAAGUACUUCCUUGCUUGAUACUCGACAACUCUCUUUUCUGUAUUGCAUGCUCUUGCUGCCCCAUAUUGCCGCACUGAACUGAUAGAUUAUGCUUGACGGUUGACAUAAUUAUAAUUUUGUGACUAUGAAAUGUGACUGCAUCUUCAUAAUUCAUGUACUUCUUUUUCUUGAUGACGAAUUCUCCUAUUCCUGAUUUGUAUACUUGAAGUGGGAUGUUAGAGUAGGAACUCUACAGAACAGUAAUUAUGCCGGUAUGCCAUUUUGCUAGUCGUUUCUGCAUUAAUUUUUGUUGGACAUUGCUAUUCCAGCAGGUUUGCGGAGCGAGUCAAAGCGAUGACCGCAAUGUGUUAGCUAGCCAUGGCGGAGAGAAGGAAGAUGAUAGUUAAAUUCGAAUGGCAUUAUGCCUGCCACACAUGCAGUGCUGUGGUCUGGGGUGAGUUUGUUCUAAACACAUUGAUGUCUGCAUGGCCAUAUGGGUGAGUGACACCAUUCCAGUAUUGCGUACUCUUUCUUACUACCGGUACAAGUACCUGACUUUUUGGCAAUCAAGCUAUUGUAUGAAAAUUUAAGCUACCAAACUAAUGAUGUGCAUUCGCUGUUCUCUUUCUCUCUGAGUGGCCACAGCGAUGUCCUUGAGUUGGAUGGAUGCCUGCAAGGAACAAUAUGAGCAUUCUGUUCCUGUUUCUCACAUUCCUCCCAACUCAUUCUGCAGCAGUGUGGCAAGCACACUGGACUAGUGGUCUAGAACCUGUUGUGGUGUGCUAAGCAGUGAGGUCUGUCCGUUGGAUACUCGGGCCACUCCUCCGGAAUGGUAUGCGCCUGUAAAGCUCUGCUUCGGUGCAUGGAUAAACUAGACACACUCAGAGUCAGGCGGGCCAGCUCGACACAACGGAGAAUGCAGUGCAACCACCCUGUGCAGGUAUGUAACACUUAGUAUAACUGUUGACUAUACCAAUAAUGUUAACGUCAUGCAAAUAUCGAGCCCCAUAAAGUGAAUUAUAUACUUGUAAGUCACACAACAUGAUCACCCUAGUUGCU
Molecule: messenger RNA, 6176 nt
Organism: Sycon ciliatum
Lineage: Eukaryota; Metazoa; Porifera; Calcarea; Leucosolenida; Sycettidae
Product: phosphatidylcholine translocator ABCB4-like
Exons: 28
Coding region: 318-4352 (1344 amino acids)
Biological process (GO): transmembrane transport
Cellular component (GO): membrane
Molecular function (GO): ATP hydrolysis activity; ABC-type oligopeptide transporter activity; ATP binding
Source: RefSeq, a predicted model, not a curated record